AAGGAACAGAUCAUGACGACAAACGUGUGGGUUGAACAGUAUUGGGAAGACUACAAACUUCGAUGGGAUCCAAGAGAAUACGGAGGAGUAGAUAUGCUACACGUACCUUCUGACCAUAUUUGGAGACCUGACAUUGUUUUGUAUAAUAACGCUGAUGGAAACUUUGAAGUGACGUUAACCACGAAGGCCCAGGUAAACUACAGAGGAGUAAUAGAAUGGAAACCACCUGCCAUCUACAAAAGCUCAUGUAUCAUAGACGUGGAAUACUUUCCAUUUGAUAAACAAACCUGUGUGAUGAAAUUUGGAUCUUGGACGUAUGACGGCUUUAAAGUGGAUCUUCGCCACAAGGAAGAAAUCCAGGGAACUAACCGGGUAGAAAUUGGCAUUGACUUGAGUGAGUUCUACCUGAGCGUGGAGUGGGACGUUCUAGAAGUACCAGCUGUUCGGCACGAGAAGUAUUACACGUGCUGCGAGGAACCCUACAUCGACAUCACUUUCAACAUUAGCAUGCGAAGGAAGACGUUGUUCUACACCGUCAACCUGAUCAUUCCGUGCAUGGGGAUAUCUUUUCUGACCGUCUUGGUGUUUUAUUUGCCCUCGGACAGCGGGGAGAAGGUCACUCUCAGCAUCUCCAUCUUGCUGGCUCUGACCGUGUUUUUUCUUCUUCUUGCCGAAAUAAUCCCGCCCACAUCGCUGACCGUGCCUCUGUUGGGCAAGUACCUGCUCUUCACCAUGAUCCUCGUCACUCUUUCCAUCUGCGUCACCGUCGUCGUGCUUAAUGUACACUUCCGUACAAGAUCCACACAUCGCAUGAAGCCUUGGGUGAAACGGGUUUUCAUGCACGUGCUACCCAGACUUCUCCUUAUGAGAAGACCCUCUGACAAUUCCUCCGAAUCCAGAAAAAUCAUGGUCCGAACAUGCAACGGAACGGAACUGCGUGACUAUAGUUCUCACAGAAAUAGUUAUGAUGCUGAAUAUGAAAACGAACUGAAUUUUACUGGAUGUAGAAUACAUGGCCCCGCUGCUCGCACUUACGCGCCUGUGGGAAGUCCAAUGACGUCGGAACAGGCGAUGAAUCAGGAGCAGGAGAGACCCCUACAGGGAGCACGAAGAUUACGUUUUUGUCCGGAGUUCGAAAAAGCAAUGGAAUCUGUGCAUUUUAUAGCAGACCACACACGUAGAUAUGAAGAGCAUAUAUCUAUGAAGGAAGACUGGAAAUACGUUGCUAUGGUGCUGGAUCGUCUGUUUCUCUGGAUCUUUACCGUAGCUGUCCUUGUGGGCACGUGCGGCAUUAUUCUCCAUGCUCCAACACUCUAUGACAACCAAGAACCCAUUGACAUACAACUGUCAGAAGUUGCUAUGGCAACUAAACACCACAAGUUGUUUUACUCGUGAACUAACUUCGUAUUCAAAGGAAAUUUCAGGAACAAGUACUAACUUGUUCAUGAAUCUGAUAAAACAAACUACGUUACGAGCAAUAUAUCUGCCAAUGAACAUAGUAAAAAGUUUUAAAUCACGUUUUCUGAAGAUUUGGUAUGUAAAAAAUAACAAAAGAUGGAAGAUUUUAGACACCUCCGUUGUUAUUUGUUAUAGGUUUGUCCUGGACACGUAACCACUAUGUGAUGACAUGUUACGUUUACCAGGACUUUCAUAAACUUUUAGAAAUAACAAAGAUGUCUAAUGAAAGCCAUUGUUUUGUAACGUUUUCAAGAUAAUAAGUGUAACAAUCA
Limulus polyphemus (Atlantic horseshoe crab) is the source of this 1730-nucleotide messenger RNA. Its product is annotated as acetylcholine receptor subunit alpha-like. Gene Ontology annotation, cellular component: synapse; neuron projection; postsynaptic membrane. Gene Ontology annotation, biological process: monoatomic ion transmembrane transport; nervous system process; signal transduction. Bases 13 to 1395 code for a protein of 460 amino acids. Gene Ontology annotation, molecular function: transmembrane signaling receptor activity; acetylcholine-gated monoatomic cation-selective channel activity. The record is from RefSeq and is a predicted model, not a curated record. The transcript has 5 exons. Lineage: Eukaryota; Metazoa; Arthropoda; Merostomata; Xiphosura; Limulidae.